Messenger RNA from Apaloderma vittatum (bar-tailed trogon), 1332 nucleotides. Its product is annotated as CWF19-like protein 2. The annotation marks the transcript as partial. The record is from RefSeq and is a predicted model, not a curated record. Lineage: Eukaryota; Metazoa; Chordata; Aves; Trogoniformes; Trogonidae. Gene Ontology annotation, biological process: mRNA splicing, via spliceosome. The transcript has 7 exons. Gene Ontology annotation, cellular component: post-mRNA release spliceosomal complex.
UCGGUUGAAUGGGUUGAAUCAAAUGUGUCACACUCAGAUAAUACAGAAAAGGCUUGGAAGGUCAACAAGCAAUCAGAUGCUGUGAAAGAGCCCUCACUGCAGAGAGAAGAAUGGAUGAAUUUAGACUUCAUGUCAUUAAAAACUACAUCUGCAGCAGCUGUCAGAGGUGAAAGACACAAAGAAAAAAUACUGGAACGACAGAAAGCUCAAGAACUGGAGCAGGCCAUGCUUUCUGAAAGAGAGCUCAAUCCCUAUUGGAAGGAUGGUGGUACAGGUUUGCCACCAGAGAAGGAUGAAGCAGCUUCAGUUAAGAAAGUUACAGUGGUAGAAGAUGCUGGAUUAAGUUGGUUGCGAAAAUCGUACCAAAGGAUGAAGGAGCAGGCUGAGAGAGAGAAACGAAAUUUUGAGGAAAUUGUAGCAGAAAGAUAUGGGUCAAUGGAGGCGUUUCAGUCACGUUUAGCAGAAGCUGAAAAAGUUGCAUCCAGAAAGGAGAACAAUUAUAGCAGUGGAAGAUGGAAGAAAACCGACUAUUCAGAAAGUGAGAGAGAGAAGAAAGAACAGCAUGUGAAAAAGGAGACACGAGAUGAAGGUGAUAGGAACAUGUUUGGGGGCUAUACGAGGGGGAAGUAUGACAGGGGAUGGGCACAAGAAGACAAAGGUUACAAAAGCAAUAUGUUAAGAGAAGACCAAAAACGGGGACACAGUAGCACAGACUCAAUAUUGAGAGGCUACAGGUCCAAAACAGAAAAGCACUCCAAUGAGAAACAAAGUGAGGAAAAGAGUUCAUCUCUAAGCAAUGUGAAACACAAGUUUCUGAAACCCUCUGAAGAUGACUUAUCAUCUUAUAGUGCACCUAGAGACUACAAGUCACAGCAGUCCUCAUCCAAACUGCCGGUUCAUAGCUCUUUGAGCAGCCGUUUCCAAAAACCUGGUGAGGAUACUGGACUGUGGACCAAAACACACAGGGAAGAAAACAGCGAGAAAGUAAUGUCUGAUCAAAAAUCAUCUGGAACUAGGGAACAAACUGAUGACAGUAGUUCGGAAGGAACUCCAGGUGAUGAAGAGAAGAAGUCGCGACAGGAAUACCCAAGCAGUAUCCCUGAGAAGAAGGAAACAUUAUCUGACAGUAAAAUGUCAUGUUCUAGAUAUACCUCAAAGGAUGAGCUGCCUCGGGUCCUUAGUGAAGAGGAGAUGAACAGGCUGGGAGCGAGGAUUGUGAAAGCAGAACUCAUGGGAGACAUGGAGUUGGCUUCAAAGCUUCAGGCAGAACUUGAGAAUGCUCGCAAAUUGAGAGAGACUCAAGGGCAGAUUCCAGCAAAGUCCGGCAGAGAG